Messenger RNA from Spinacia oleracea (spinach), 3021 nucleotides. RefSeq lists its product as uncharacterized. The record is from RefSeq and is a predicted model, not a curated record. Lineage: Eukaryota; Viridiplantae; Streptophyta; Magnoliopsida; Caryophyllales; Amaranthaceae. The coding region runs from base 412 to 2793 and encodes 793 amino acids. The transcript has 5 exons.
AUCACAUAUAAAUUCCUUGUAAUUAUGUGCAGUUCUUCUUCUAAGACUGUUUCCUAAAUCCUACUCACUAAAAAUGGACCUUUCAACUAAACAACCCCUAAAAUUCCUCUAAAAACCCUUUCACAUCACAAAUUACCUCCUUACUCUAUGUUUGCUCACAAGUUCUUUUCUUCCACCCCUAUGUUUUUAGGUCAUUUUUCUAAUUUUCCUUCUCUUAAUUUUCUCAUUUUUCUCACCUGAAUUUUUCUAAUUUUUUUUUACUCAUAGGUAGAAGUUUAAAUUUUAAUGGUGGGUCUGAAGAAUUAGAUUCAAAAACAGCAAAUUUAUACAAUUCCUCUGUUUUCUUGCCGUCUCCCCUGUUUUUUGGGUUUAAUUUUGAAUUGAAACAGAGUUUUGUUAAUUGAAUUUAGAAUGAUGAGUGUUCAAAAGUUGCUUUUACAUGAAACCCAUUUUGUUUUUCUAUUUAGAAAAAUGUGUUUGUUAUUCAGGGUUUUGUGGGCGUGUUUCUUCACUAUGUUUGGUUUCACAAGACAAUAUCUUUUCAGAUUCAUAACCCAGAAAAAGAAUUCCAAUUUCAAGCUGAUUCAACCACAAGAAGAUUACCAGAAUAAUGGAAAUAUGAUUGAACUGGAGGAUAAAAAUGAUGAAAAUGAAGUUGAGGAGGAGGAGGAGGAGGAGGAAUCAGACCCAAUUCUCAGGUUUCGCUUUCCGACUUUUGAGGAAUUUCUUCAAAAUAAUGAUAAUAAUAAUGAUGUUCAAUCUACUAGUCAUUCAAUAUCAUGUGAAAAUUCAGAUGAUAAAGAUGUUCAUAUUGAGACUGAGGAUGAUUGUUUGGGUUCCGAAAUCGAUACCAUCGCGAAAUCUUCUCAAGAAUUUUUACUUGUUGAAGAGAUUUCUAAGCGUGAAUUUAGUUCAGAAAGUAAUCUUUUUGAAAAUGCGAACAGUGGGAAUAUCUUUGAUGAGUUUCUUCGUAGUAAAACUGUUAAUAUAAAGGAGAAUUCGGAUGAAAUGAAAGUUGAAAAUGUGGUAGAAUUGAGUGAACAGGUGAACGAUUCGACGAUUAAUGAAGAUAGGGUGAAUAAUGGUAAUGAGUUUCCUAGUAAUGAUGAGUUCUUGUUGAAUGGUUCGACGAAUAAUGAAGGUGUCAUGAGAAAUGGCAGUGAUCUUCCUAGUGAGGACGAGUCUCUAGUGUCGGAUACAGAAUCAGAUACAAUGGCUCCGAGCAGUGAGUCCAGCUUUAGGAGUUCGUUUAUCGAUUCACUUAGUGAUGGGUUCUUGUCUGAUAUUGAUUUUGAGAGGGCGUUUGAGGUUGAUACUUCGACGGAAUUUGGUUGGAAUGAGGUCAAUUUAACAAAGGAGGCCUUAGAAAAACAAGAUUUUGAAUUGCAGAAUUUGAACAAAGGAUAUGAAGCUGAUGAUUUUGAAGAUGAGGAUGAGGAUGAGGAUAUAUUAGAAGAGCUCAAGAAAUUGGAAUCCAAUUUAGAAGGUGAAAAUCGUGAUACCGACAAAGAACAUAAAGCAAACAUGGAAACUAAAGUUGAAAACGAACAAAAUGAAGAAAAACAAAGUUCAGGAGAGCAGUUAUCUUCAGAUUCUGAUGAGCAAAAUGGGCUUGAAACACAGUGGGAGCAUCAGGAUUUAGUUGAACAGUUAAAAAUGGAGAUUAAGAAGGUCCGAGCUAUAGGGCUUCCAACUAUCUUAGAGGAAUCUGAGUCUCCAAAAAUUAUGGAUGAUUUGAAGCCUUGGAAGAUUCAGGAGAAGUAUAAACUAGGAGGUACAUUUGAUGAACUGCACAUGUUCUACAAGAGCUACAAAGAGAGAAUGAGGAAAUUGGAUAUCCUCAACUACCAAAAGAUGUAUGCAAUUGGUUUUCUUCGGCUGAAAGACCCACUUAAAUCAUUUUCGAAGAACAAAAUAUCAACUCCGGCAUUGGCAACAAUUGUUUCCCUUGAUUGCUGGCCUUGUAAGCCAAAAUCAACAAUAGAAAUCAACCAGCCAAUAAUGAAGAAAUUCAGCAGGGAAUUGGAGAGCGACCUGGAGAUGGUGUAUGUAGGUCAGAUGUGUCUUUCAUGGGAAUUCCUUCGGUGGCAAUAUGGUAAAGCCUUGGACUUGUGGGAAACUGAUCCACAUGGAAAGCACCGAUACAAUGAAGUUGCAGAUAAAUUUCAGACUUUUCAAGUUCUACUCACCAGGUUCUUAGAAGAUGAGCGUUUUCAAGGUCCAAGGGUGCAAAAUUAUGUCAAGAAUCGAUGUGUUCAACGGAAUCUUCUCCAAGUUCCUCUCAUUCGAGAUGAUAAUACGAGGGAUAGAAAGAAAGAAAGAAAAAUGGUAAGCAGUAAAGAUGCCAUGACGAGUUUACAGCUUGUGGAGACCAUUGAAGAAUCAAUUCGUAUAUUGUGGCGCUUCAUCAAAGCAGACAAAGAUACAAGAUAUGUAACUCUGUUGAAAUGUGGAAGGAGCUCUACUUCUGAACUCCAAAACCCAGCAGAUGCCAGUCUCUUAGGAGAUAUUCAAUCCAGUCUUCAAAAGAAAGAAAAGAAGCUCAAAGACCUUUACAGGAGCGGGAAGUGCGUACUGAAAAAAUUCCAAAAGCAUCAACAAGAAGAAGGUUCAGAUAAUGUUUUAUUUUUCUUUUCACAGGUGGAUUUGAGACUCGUUUCAAGAGUAUUGUGCAUGCCAAGAAUAACUACGGAGCAAUUAGUUUGGUGCAAUGAUAAACUCAACAACAUUCACUUAGCCGGCAGAAAACUGCACGUAGAGUCCUCACUAGUUAUGCUAUUUCCUUGUUCAUAGUAGUAAAUCCAGUGAUACAUAGAAUAUUGUUGGUUUAGCCAUAUAGAGAUUCUUGUAUAGUUAGAAUGUGAAUAAAAAAGGAGUUUUUUUUUUUGACCUUUGAAAUACAAAUGUGAACAAAAAGAUGUACAGUAAUUUGAAUCUUUUUGGGCGCAUAGGAAAGUUUGUGAGUGAUAGUUAAACUAAUCUACAUAUUCUAAAUAAUAAUGCUCACUUUGAUCCUUUAAA